Molecule: messenger RNA, 3210 nt
Organism: Spinacia oleracea (spinach)
Lineage: Eukaryota; Viridiplantae; Streptophyta; Magnoliopsida; Caryophyllales; Amaranthaceae
Product: probable LRR receptor-like serine/threonine-protein kinase At5g48740
Exons: 16
Coding region: 173-2893 (906 amino acids)
Biological process (GO): protein phosphorylation
Molecular function (GO): protein binding; ATP binding; protein kinase activity
Source: RefSeq, a predicted model, not a curated record
GUUUCUAUCAAUGGUGCAAACUCUCAUCAUUUACUUGGUUCGUCGGUUCUUCACUCCACUAUAACAACUGUCACCAUUUCUUUCAUUUUUUUUACAAACACAAAGCAUCAAAAUCACAUUUUUUUCUCGACUGAAUUUUGCUAAGCAUCAUUGUUUUCACAAUCGACUAAUAAUGGGGCUGAGAUUCGAGUUAUGGGUUGUUUUCUUUUUUGUUACUGGAAUUGUGGGUGUCAUUUUGUGUGAUCCUCAAGGUUUUCUGAGCUUAUCCUGCGGGGGAACUGCAACUUAUGUUAAUACACUAAACAUAACAUGGAUCCCUGAUGAUGAUUAUAUCAAUGUGGGUCAAACAGCCACUACAAAUUAUGCUGACACCACAUCUUCCUCAAUGAACACUUCAGUCCGAAGUUUCCCUGAUGCAAGAGCGCGGAAUUGUUAUAAACUUCCUGUGCAUAAUGCAUCAUCUUCAGUUCUUGUUAGAGCCAAAUUUGUUUACCAGAAUUAUGACAAGCGCAAGAGACCUCCAGCAUUCACUCUUUCCCUCGGUAGAGCUAUCACUGCUACAAUAAACCUCUCCAAGGCUGAUCCUUGGACAGAGGAAUUUAUAUGGACAGUAUCUAAGGAUUAUGUGCCAUUUUGUUUGUUUCACAUACCAAAUGGUGGAGACCCUGUAAUUUCUUCACUUGAACUUCGCCCUCUUCCUCGAGGAGCUUACAACAGUGGUCUGGCUGGGCCUCGGAAGAACUUUCUGAGGAAGUGUUACAGGAUUAAUUGUGGUUAUACCAAUGGGUCUCUUAGGUACCCUUUGGAUCGAUAUGAUCGUGUAUGGGAUGCUGAUGAAGAUUUUUCCCCCUCCCAUUUGUCAGUUCCUCUGUAUACCAAAUUUAGCCUCAAUGCCUCCUUAGCAACUGAGGUGCCGCCUAUGGCUGUUUUGCAAACCGCCAGACUGCUCGAGAGAAAAAAUUUGUUGACAUAUGAUCUGCCCUUAGAUGAGCUUGGAAAUUACUAUAUAGUUCUCUAUUUUGCUGGGAUUGUACCAGUUUCCUCCAGGUUUAACAUAUUGGCUAACAAAGGAAUUGUUCGAUCAAAUUACACUGUAACCAGCAGAAACUCCAGUGUUUUACAUUUCACUGUGGAACAAGUUAGGGGACUGAACAUUACCCUCCAAAACAUCAGCUUCUACCCUCUUAUCAAUGCUAUCGAGGUGUUUCAGAUGGUUGAUUUACCUCCAGAGACUUCUUCAACCACAGUCUCAGCUCUAGAGGUUAUUCAGCAAUACACAGGUUUAGAUUUAGGAUGGGAGGAAGAUCCAUGCUUUCCUAAACCAUGGAAUCAUAUAACAUGUGAUGGAAAUCUUGUCACAUCUAUAGAACUAUCUGGUAUAAACUUGAGGUCAAUCAGUCCUGCCUUUGGUGAUCUGCUAGAUCUCAGAAUACUGGACUUGCAUAACACAUCACUAGCAGGAAAGCUACAAAACUUGAAUGGUCUGCUACACAUCGAGCAACUGAAUCUGAGUUUCAACGAUCUCACUUCCUUUGGGACAGAUCUGGAUAGCCUGGUGAAUCUUCAAGUUUUGGACCUGAAGAAUAACAGCUUACGAGGAACAGUUCCUGACGAGUUGGGAGCUUUAAAGAAUCUUCAUCUACUGAACCUGGAAAACAAUAAAUUGCGAGGGCCUCUUCCGCAGUCUUUGAAGAAAGAGGAUUUGUUUCUCAGGACAUCAGGAAAUUUGUGCCUGUCUUUCUCUAAAAAUGUGUGCAACAGCCCAGGAGAUGCUCCAAUCGAGGCACCUCAAUUUACUGUGGUUCCUGAAAGAAAGCACAGAGGCCAUAUGCAUAUAGCCAUCAUAUUUGGUGCAGUUUUCGGAAGCAUAUGUGUGGUUAUGUUGAUUGGUUUGUUGGUGUUUUUUUAUAUGAGAAAGAAAACACCAACAUUAAGUAACACAGAAAAGGCAGAAGCUGAAAUCAGAAACUGGAAUGCAGCCAGAGUUUUUUCAUACAAGGAAAUAAAAAAGGCAACAAAUAAUUUUAAGGACAUUAUUGGGAAAGGGAGUUUUGGAUCUGUUUACCUUGGGAAGCUUCCUGAUGGAAAGAUGAUAGCUGUGAAAGUUCGGUCUGAUAAUACUCAACUUGGGGCUGAUUCCUUUGUGAACGAGGUUCAUCUACUGUCACAAAUUAGACAUCAGAACUUGGUAUCUUUGGAAGGGCUCUGUCAUGAAUCAAAGCAGCAGAUACUGGUUUACGAAUAUUUACCUGGUGGAUCACUGGCUGACAGCUUAUAUGGUUCAAACAGUAGGAAGUUCACCCUUAACUGGAUUCGCAGGCUUAAAAUUGCCAUUGAUGCUGCUAAAGGUUUGCACUAUCUGCACAAUGGGAGUGAACCAAGAAUAAUACACCGUGAUAUCAAGUGCACUAACAUACUUCUCGAUGCACAGAUGAACGCUAAAGUAUCUGAUUUUGGCCUAUCUAAGCAAGUAACAGAAGCAGAUGCAACCCAUGUAACUACCAUUGUCAAGGGAACUACUGGAUAUCUUGACCCUGAAUACUAUUCAACAUUACAGUUAACUGAAAAAAGUGAUAUCUAUAGCUUUGGAGUUGUUCUUUUGGAGCUUAUUUGUGGCCGGGAACCAUAUAACCGUCGAUCUGGAACUCCAGACACCUUCAACUUGGUUUUAUGGGCCAAACCAUUUUUGCAAGCGGGAAUGUUUGAGGUAGUAGAUGAUAACCUGGUGGGAGACUUUGACAUGGAGAGUAUGAGGAAGGCGGCUACUAUUGCUUCAAGGUGUGUUGAAAGAGAUGCAUCGAUCAGGCCUAAUGCAGCUGAGGUACUACAAGAGCUUAAAGAAUCCUACAGCCUUCAGCUUGCAUUUCUCGCUUCAAAUGGACAAGCUAGCUAAUUAAGUAAUUAAGACCUUCAGUUUUAUGAUGCAACAGUAUGCUUCAUAAUAUGGAGCUUCUCUAUUUUUUAGAGAGAAAUUUAGUAAUUUAUGGUGCUGGUUUGAACAGAUACAUAUUUAUAUCUGGCUGAAGGAUUUUGAAAGAUACUAAGAUAGAAUACUGUUGUAAAAGAAGUAUACCUCGAUUAGGAAAAGAAGAAAGACAGUUUUUUUUUUUUUUUACCACAUUGUCACGAACAAAGAAUACAUUUGUUUUUCGAACAACAAAAAAUACUAUACGAAUUAAUUUGUCUCAUUACAAAUUACUUCUGGUUCUA